This is a messenger RNA of Colletotrichum aenigma, 1308 nucleotides long. RefSeq names its product Bifunctional nitrilase/nitrile hydratase NIT4B (gene NIT4B). The transcript has a single exon. NCBI's taxonomy places the organism in Eukaryota, Fungi, Ascomycota, Sordariomycetes, Glomerellales, Glomerellaceae. The record is from RefSeq and is a predicted model, not a curated record. Bases 1 to 1308 code for a protein of 435 amino acids. Gene Ontology annotation, molecular function: catalytic activity.
AUGCCUCAAAUCCGCCUCGCAACCUCCUCCCCCGCCACCGCCCCCACGACCCCGCUCGCCCUCGCCCUCAUCGACCGCCUCGCCCGCCGCGCCUCCUCCCACGGCGCCGACCUCCUCCUCCUCCCCGAGGCCUUCAUCGGCGGCUACCCCCGCGGCGCAGACUUCGGCUGCAAAAUCGGCUCCCGCCUGCCCUCCGGCCGCGACGCCUUCCUCGACUACUUCGCCAACGCCGCCGACCUCGGCGACACCGUCGGCGACAGCGGCGCCGGCGCCGGCGCCGCCUGGAUCAACAAGACCCUCCCCGCGCAGUUCCCCGACCCCGAAAGCAAGGGCUACACCCGCGGCGACGGCUCGCGAGAGGAGCUCGAGCGCAUCGCCGCCCAGACGGGCGUCUUCCUCGUCGUCGGCCUGAUCGAGAAGGCCGGCGGCAGCCUCUACUGCGCCGUCGUCUACGUCUGCCCGCGCAGCGGCAUGCUCGGCAAGCGGCGCAAGGUGAUGCCCACCGCGACGGAGCGCCUCAUCUGGUCGCAGGGGUCGCCCGCCACGCUGAAAGCCGUCUCGACCGUCAUCAAGGGCGUGCGCCUCAACCUCGCCGCCGCCAUCUGCUGGGAGAGCUACAUGCCGCUGCUGCGCCAGGCGCUCUACGCGCAGAACGUCAACCUCUACCUCGCGCCGACCGCCGACGGCCGCGACACGUGGCUGCCGCUGAUGCGCACCGUCGCGUGCGAGGGCCGGUGCUUUGUCGUGUCGUCGAACAUGGCCGUGCGGCCCCCGGUUUCGUCGACGGAAGCUGCGGUGGAGGAUGCCGAGGUGUGUCCCGCGCGCGCGAGGCGGAACUCGUGCCUGACGGAGGACGGCAACGAGAUCGCCCUGCCUGCUGAUGGCACGACCACCGCGAAGAGCACCACCUCGACGGCCACGAGCCCCUCCCGCCGGCGGAGGAAGAGCGUCAUCGUCGAAGACGGCAACGAGAUUGUGCUGAGCUGCGACGCCGAGGACAACAACGCCAACACCACCAACGGCGCCAGCACGACGACGACCAACGGCACGACGGCCAAGAAGCAGCAGCAGCCGGCGCUGAAGGGCGAGGACUGGAUCUCGCGCGGCGGAUCGUGCAUCGUCGGGCCGUUCGGCGACGUGCUCGCGGGCCCGCAGUGGGAGGACGACGAGGGCAUCAUCUACUCUGACGUCGACUUUGAGGACUGCAUCCGCGGGCGGCUGGAUAUCGACACCGCGGGCAGCUACUCGCGCAAUGAUUCCUUCAAGUUUUCCGUCGAGGGGCUGGAUCUCGAUCCUUUGCCAUACUAA